GCACUUGGCCUAUCGCCUAGCGUUUUGCCAAAAAGAAGAAUCGUUGUUGCGCUUCUUCAACAGUUCAAGUAAGUAAUUAGUUAGUUCUUGAUCAGGAGCGUUGUUGAUCCUUGCAGUGUCCGUUGUUCAGUAGUGCACUCGCAGUGCAGUGGGCACUCGAACUCGGCACAGACUGUGUGCAACUCUUGUACUUAUGACCUGAACUCGCAACCAACGUUACUUCGCAAGCCAGUGAGUUAGUACGGUGACAACAAAAACUGCAUGCAUGCAGUGACUGUGCUGUGCUGCUGCGCUGACAUUGAAGUAGAGGCCCUAUCAACAACGAGCAGCUAGCUAAGUGAACCCUAACCACAGCUCAUGCGAGCACCGUCCUACUGGAGCUUCAACAAUGAGCUUGCUUGUGGAAAGCGGCGAUUCACUCUACGGGUGUAUUGCUGUCUUACAUGGCCGUGACCUGCGUGUGUGCACGCGUCACGACGUAGAAGAUGCAGUCGAGGCACAGACGGGACUCUCCGCUCGUCUGCAGCGCCUCUUCUUGAACAACAAAAAGAUACUGGUUAGCAAGACGCUAGCAGAGCAAGGUCUGUCGCUAGGCAGCCGCCUGGAUCUUCACAUUGCUAUUAAGGGUGGAAUGCCACAUCCACAGGCCUCGCCAGUUCUGGAGGAGCAUUACGCUGACAGUGACGGAGAGAAGAGUAACGUCAUUGACAACGUAUCCGAGUGUGUGUUCACUGACCCGGUGUUCACGGCUCUCACUGGACACACGUACAGUCGCAGCACAUUAGUACAGAACAAUCUGGUGGAACCGCUCAGCGGAGAGAAACUCAAAGAGAAGCAGAUCAUUCCGAACAUCAACAAGGCCACUGAAGUUGACCAGUAUCUGGAUCGACGUCUCAAAGCCGAUAUCCGCGUGAUUCGUCGUACGGACUUCACACGAUCACCCCGGAAAGGCCUGGACAAGUUGCAUCAGCUUGUUGCCAUGAUUGUAGAUCGAACGGACCUCAGAGCCUGUUUGAAUGCUAAGCGGCUGCUCAGAGAGGUUCUGCUAAGUCGCACGGACGGCGAGAUGUUUGCGAUCACACAUGGUGGCGAUGAGAAGCAGUUUCAGGCCCUUCUCAAGUUGGCGAGGGUCGGUGCAGCGGAGAAGCUUGAAGCCAAGCUGCUCGAUGCCCGCCAGAGAUCAGAUCCUGCUUCAGGUCUAUCACCUGCCGGCAGCACUCCUCCUUCAUCCGCUUCAUAUAUGAAUCCUGGUCCUGUUGUGUCGGCAGGUGGCAAGCUAGUGCAGCACAUGGCUGAGGACUGCCCUAACAAGACAGUUGUCUGCCCUUACCAUCAGUACUCCUGUGCGUUUGAGGGUACUCGUGAGCAAGUGGAUAGACACUGUGAGAGCCAGAAGGAACAUCAUAUGCACCUGGUUUCCCAGCAGACCAAGUCACAAGAAGGUACAGGAGAUGCUGCUGCUGUGCCCAGUAUCAGUGAACUCGAAGCAGCAGAGCAGGAGGCAGCCCGGUUGGGCGGUACGACCGUCAUCCAGUUCCUGCACGUGGCAAUACUUGGUGCGGCGCGCGUUGGAAAGACCAGCUUGCUGAAGGCAUUGCUGGAGAAGAUGUACAAUGAAGAUGAACUCAGCACGCCCGGCAUGCGAACGUCCUACGCAAGUACAAACAUCUCUGCUGACUGCCGAUUCAUCGAAUGCUCAGACAUGCCAGAUGCCCUGAGCCGACUCUACGUCAGCACCAUGAUGUGCAAAUCAUCCACUUCGAAUCAUCCUCAAGAUAAGGAGACGACACAAGACGAGCAGGAAAGAGCCACAGCAGAAGAGGAUCCUGUGGCUGGGACAGCUAACAACAGACAUUCCCAGCCCACGGCCAUCCACCAGCAGCGCGACGAGCCAGCAAUGCGCGAGGAAAUCCACGAGACCAUCACAGGAUUUCUCAACGCAGACAGGGUAAAGUACAUCUCUGACCGGGCCAACACGCCCGACUAUACCGUCAUCACAUUCCGCGACCUUGGAGGUCAGCAGGUCUACCAAUCCGUGCAGCCCCUCUUCAUGGCCAAAAACACAACCUUCAUUGCCACAUACAACUCUUCUCUGGACCUUCUGGAGGCCCUUCCCAAGCUCGAUGAAUUGCAGGUCAGCCGGGAGGAGUGUAUCGAGCGGGCCACUCUACCGGCCGAUGCCACUCGCCUAGACCAACUGCUCGGCUGGCUCGACAUACUGCUGCUGAAUGCGAAAGCGGACAGCAACAGCACAGACCAGAGUGCUGCAGAUGAUGUGUUUGUUGUGGGAUGCCAGAGUGACAGGUGGAAUGAAACUGAUCUGCCUGAUCCUUGUAAGCUACUCCACGAGAGGAUCAAAGGUUCACCAUACCAAAACCUUGUUUGGAACGAAACGUCGCACUUCAAAAUCGAUAACACCAGAUCCACUGGCAGUGCAGCACAACCAGAUGAGCUACAGCGACUGAGAGAGGCCAUCAUCGACCGCUGCCGGAAGAGCCAACGUAGCAUCCCUGUUCCGUGGCUCCGAUUCUGCAUAACCAUACACUUGCUCAAGCAGGAGGCCUCGUGGCCUUGGAUUUCCUUCGAGGAGGCAAAAUUCAUAGCGAAGCAAGUCAAGGCCGUUCCAAGUGACUACAGUGACUGGCAAAUACAGCAGCUGCUUAAGUACUGCCACGAAGCAGGCCACCUGGUGUACCUCUCAACUUUCAAGCUGAAAGACACGAUCAUCCUCGACCCACAGUUCAUUCUGGACUGUGUCAAUGCCUUUGUCUACCUGAAGCCUGACCGACACAUCACAGCGGACGAAAUGCGGCGCUAUCAUUCUGGGUUCAUGACGGAGUCCCUGGCGCGCAAAGCUCUCAACAAGAUGUUCGAGGAUCCGUCUUACUUCGACCAUGCUAAGGCGUGGCAAGCAGUCAAAGCAAGCAGUGAUGGGUUCAAGCUCAUUUUCGAAAUCCUGGAGUGGCUCUCAGUGCUGGCAAUUGUGCAGGAUGAGAGCUCUGCCGAGCACGAGUUUAUUGUACCUGCAGUCGUCGAGGACAUGGACAUGCACCCACAGACGCCCUCCUGUUCCUGUGCGUACGUGUCUUUGAAGCACGCAAGCCACGAUGAAUGCAUGCGCUUCCCCGUAUUCCUUUAUUGGCAAUGUGUGGUGGAGGCGCUGCUGAAGUCGCGCAAGCGCUCGGCUGCCACGCUCUCACGGUGCAGCGUUCGCCUUCGCUGGAACAGCGAGUGGCCGUGGCUGAACCUGCACUAUACACGCUACGGCUUACAAGUGUACGUCGAGUGCAAGGGCCGAGACGGCGGCAGCGGAAAGUCUACGCUGGAGGAAGUCAAGGCAAUCGUGCUCACCGUGCUACGGAAGUGGAACCUGCAGGCCGAAGUGAUCAGCUCCCUGCCGUGCCCCUGUGGAGAAACAUCGGGGGUGGAGUGUUUGCAGCACGGCCUGUCUACGUGCUGCACGCCAAGCUGUGCGCAUGCCUUGGAUGCAUCCACCCUAGUGGCUGAAGACUACCCACUGUGUACACGUUCAAAGCCGGAUACACAGAUGAUCCGUGAGCAGGCCAAGUUCUGGCUGGGCCUUGAUCAGGAUGCACGUGGAAUGCUGUUUGACCCGAGAUCGGCCUCUCUUCCUUCCGCAGAAACCUGGACUUACGGCGUCAGUGGAAGUGGUGGUCACGGCGUCAGUGGAAGUGAUGGUUACGGCGUCAGUGGAAGUGGUGGGCAUGGCGUCAGUGGAAGUGGUCGUCACGGCGUCGGUGGAAGUGGUCGUCACGGCGUCAGUGGAAGUGGUCGUCACGGCGUCAGUGGAAGUGGUGGUUACGGCGUCAGUGGAAGUGGUGGUCAUGGCGUCAGUGGAAGUGGUCAUCACGGCGUCAGUGGAAGUGGUGGUCACGGCGUCAGUGGAAGUGGUGGUUACGGCGCCAGUGGAAGUGGUCGUCAUGGCGUCAGUGGAAGUGGUGGUCAGGGCGUCGGUGGAAGUGGCCGUCAUGGCGUCAGUGGAAGUGGUCGUCAUGGCGUCAGUGGAAGUGGUGGUUACGGCGUCAGUGGAAGUGGUCGUCAUGGCGUCAGUGGAAGUGGUGGUCACGGCGUCAGUGGAAGUGGUGGUUACGGCGUCAGUGGAUGUGGUAGUCAUGGCGUCAGUGGAAGUGGUGGUCACGGCGUCAGUGGAAGUGGUGGUCACGGCGUCAGUGGAAGUGGUGGUCACGGCAUCAGUGGAAGUGGUGGUCACGGCGUCAGUGGAAGUGGUGGUUACGGCGUCAGUGGAAGUGGUGGUCAUGGCGUCAGUGGAAGUGGUCAUCACGGCGUCAGUGGAAGUGGUGGUCACGGCGUCAGUGGAAGUGGUGGUUACGGCGCCAGUGGAAGUGGUCGUCAUGGUGUCAGUGGAAGUGGUGGUCACGGCGUCGGUGGAAGUGGCCGUCAUGGCGUCAGUGGAAGUGGUCGUCAUGGCGUCAGUGGAAGUGGUGGUUACGGCGUCAGUGGAAGUGGUCGUGAUGGCGUCAGUGGAAGUGGUGGUCACGGCGUCAGUGGAAGUGGUGGUUACGGCGUCAGUGGAAGUGGUAGUCAUGGCGUCAGUGGAAGUGGUGGUCACGGCGUCAGUGGAAGUGGUCGUCAUGGCGUCAGUGGAAGUGGUGGUCAUGGCGUCAGUGGAAGUGGCCGUCAUGGUGUCAGUGGAAGUGGUGGUUACGGCGUCAGUGGAAGUAAUGGUCACGGCAUCGGUGGAAGUGGUGGUCACGGCGUCAGUGGAAGUGGUGGUCACGGCGUCAGUGGAAGUGGUGGUCACGGUGUCAGUGGAGGUGGUGGUCACGGCGUCAGUGGAAGUGGUGGUCACGGUGUCAGUGGAAGUGGUGGUUACGGCGUCAGUGGAAGUGGUCAUCAUGGCGUCAGUGGAAGUGGUGGUCACGGCGUCGGUGGAAGUGGCCGUCAUGGCGUCAGUGGAAGUGGUGGUCAUGGCGUCAGUGGAAGUGGCCGUCAUGGCGCUGAUGGAAGCGGUGUUCACGACUCUGAUUUCAUGUCACUUGGUGCCAUUGGUGAAAAGACGAUCGAUCUAAUUGACGACUGGUCUGCGUUUGUUAGCUCGAUUGAACCGUUCAUCGGUGGAGAGGAGGAAGGUGAUGAGAGAGCAAAAUGCGGAAAAGCGGCUGUUGAGCUGGUGGAUCCCGCACACAAGAACCAGUACACGACUGUCCUGAGAUCGUUUCACGAGAUGAAGAAAGGAUACAUCAGAGGCACGGGCAAAGGAGAGAACAACCUCUUCUGCAUCCUGGUGUAUCUCAUGCAACGUCCGGCCACGACCGUCCAACAGCUGUUUAACCUGCUGGCUGCUAGUGCCAAGCAUAACCGCUGCCGUCUCUUCAGCACAAUCAAGAAUGCCAAGUACUUGAAAUGAUACGCCGUUGAGGAGAUGCAACCUGGUCCAGAUAUGGCAGGGGAAGGCCAAGCGUCUGCUCUCAGAUCCCCCGGCACCUCACUCAGUGCCUCGGCUGGGUCGGAUUUAGCUGCAAGCAGCCUGGCCUCCCUCCGGGUAGCUCAGAGUGGAGCUUGAUGUCUUCUUGUGACCAGAGCAAUCUUCACUAGGCAUCAUGGGUGCUGUGUGUUUCCACUGCGAGUGAGCCUGUGUUGCUGUGAUCUGCCGCCCAUGCUCUAUUCCUUGAUCAUGGAUUGACAGUCAUGUCAGGGCUGUUUUUAAUGGCGUUUGUUGAAGUUUUUUUUUUUAAGUACACUAGCCUGAGUUAGCCUUUACUGAAACUUGACUGACGAUAUAAUUAUUAGAUCACAAUGCCUCUGUGCAUUGAGCCAAUCCACAUUGAUUGAAUUCAUAGAAGCCCAGUCUAUAUUUCUGGAGAUUUGAUUUAUGUACUUGUAUUCGCAUUCAAGACUGAAGAUCUCACCAGAACUUAGUACUGUAGUAGAAGAUGGUUAAAGGGUAAGUAUACCCUAACAUCAAAUGUUCACCAGCUGUAGUCUUGGCGGG
Molecule: messenger RNA, 5974 nt
Organism: Sycon ciliatum
Lineage: Eukaryota; Metazoa; Porifera; Calcarea; Leucosolenida; Sycettidae
Exons: 15
Coding region: 389-5389 (1666 amino acids)
Molecular function (GO): protein binding
Source: RefSeq, a predicted model, not a curated record